Chara braunii is the source of this 1655-nucleotide messenger RNA. NCBI's taxonomy places the organism in Eukaryota, Viridiplantae, Streptophyta, Charophyceae, Charales, Characeae. The record is from the annotation of a GenBank genome assembly.
GCAGUAGCAUCACAUCUCCGACUUGCGUGACAGGCAUGGACGGACGCGGAUUCACAGCUCAGUUAUAUGGGGGUAUGGCCCCCUCCUCUCAGUUCGACAAUGCAUCUCCUCGUGGAGAUGACUGCACGCAAGCGCGGAAAGAUGCAGCGCCAUCUCCGCCGUCGUGGUGCUACAUGACGCAAGAUGGAUUCACAUGCACCCAACCCCAGGCUGGAGGCUCGCAAUCUGUUUCCUGCAGUGCGAAUGCCGGCGGCGGCACGCAGACCCCCACGAACCACGGCAGUCGAAGUUACACCGGCAGUGCGAGGCAGAUGCCGACACCGAUUGUACCGAGCACUGUGUUGGAGCGCCCAUCCGCAUUCGUCGGCACACGGGGAGUGACACCGGCAACCGAGGAGCGGAUGUGGGGUGCUUCUCGACAGUCCCAUCUCCACACAUCUGAGCAGCGAACGGCGAUGAUGCCGCCUGUCUCCAACAUGCCUCUUCCGAGGACGUUCAGCGGUGGGAUCCGAGGCAGGUCACCACCCGUGGUACGUGGUAUGCAGGGUGCGGGCCGCCAGCCAUCACCAUUCAGAAACACGGAGGGUUAUGGUGGGGGGGGAACGCAGUGCGUGGAGACAAUCGGGACAGACAACAGCACCAUGGCCGGGUGCUCGGCGGAGAUGGAAGAGGAAAGUUGGGAGUUUGAUGAGGAGGGCUCCGCGGCAGGUGCGGAUCGUGAAACUGUCGACCUUGGGGACGAAGAAGAGCCGACAGCGGGAAGUGGAGAUAGCACCCCUUCAGUGCGCACCGCGUCAGGUCACGUCAGGCCACCCGCACCUCAAAGGAAGAAGGGGGGGAAGGCGGCCGCCCCACCGAAGAAGAACAACCCCUGGACGCUGGAGGAGAGAGUGGCGCUGUCCAGGUUACAUGGCGAGGACGAUGCUCUGAUGGCCGACACCGAAGGCGCCCACCAGUGCAUGACGAGGGCGAGAAGAUGGGAGUGGGUAGCAGCGCGGCUUGGAGAGGAGGGCUAUUCAAGAUCCGCGGAAGACUGCAGGAAGAAGUGGGCAGAGAUGGUGAAGAAGGUGAGGGAGAUCCGUGACGCGUGUGAUGGUUCAGGGAAACCAUCGUAUUUUGACAUCAGCACCGAAGAACGGYGGAAGUUGGGUGUGAGUCUGACAUUCGAAAAACCGUUGUGGGAUGCAAUGGAAUGGUACAGGGUGAAGUCGUCGGUGACAUGUGAUAACACUAUGGCGUUAGAGGAUCUGAGAGGGACUGGGUCGGCUGGCGGUAGCGAAGGAGGAUCAGAAGGCGCAGGGACAAACUGCUCGGACGGCUCCGCUAAGAGGCAGCGCACUGGUGUUGGGAAGGGUCGUGGGACCGAUUCCGGAGCUUCGAUGCACGGCAUGGCAGGGGCAAUGGAGGAUUCCACAAGGGCCGUUUGUGAAGGACUUGAUAGGGCAGCUGGCACGCUAGCUCGCGCGGCAACUGACGGAGCUGCGAUGAUGGCCGCCCGUAUAGGCGACGUGGCAACGGAGAUCGGCUCGGUGGCUGGGGCGAUGCGCGAAGGGAACUUUGUCCUCGAAAAAUUGGUCGGGGUCAUGGCGGCAAGGGCGGUGGGAAGUCAGGGGGGUUGACGCGGCCCGCCGGACAUGGGACCGCCUUCUUUGUAG